CGUAGCUAUCAACGCGUUUAAUCUCGCGGUACAUUUGAAGAAUUCGAGAGCUGAUUAAAUGUCUCGUUUAAAAAUAUAGUUUCCCGAUCGGGAAGUGCUAGCUAAGGUCGCUGAAAAACACAACGGCCUCUUGACAGAGAGGGUGUUUUCUCGCUGGGAGAUACGCUGACACUAUUACAAUAAAAGACUUAGAUUUCUUCCGUCGCGUUGGUGCAUUUAAAAAAAUUCCAUAAAUUAUACUUGCAGAGAGCGACAGGAAGGCAUUUGAAAAACUGUUAAAUAUUAAUGUCGCCGCAGUCGCUGUGUGUAUCAACAAAGCGGUGCGUUCGAUGCGCAAACGAAACGUCGAAGGACAUGUUUUCAAUAUCAACAGUGUUUUAGGCCAUUAUUUAUUGCUGAACGCUGCGGAUGAUUUUCCUGACUUUAAUUUGUAUCCCGCUACUAAGCAUGCAUCUGUUGCUUUGACUCACGUGGUACGACGGGAAUUAGCGGUUAUUAAGGCCCCUAUUCGAAUUACUGUAAGUUGCGAUCAUAUUUCGAGUUUCUUAUUUCUUGUUGUUCCAUUUUCUAAGGUUCCUUUAUAUAAGUGAUAACAUUUAAUUAACAACAAACGUAUUAAAGUAUUAUUUAUGGUAUCGCAAUAUUGUUAUAUUGGCGACAAACUAUUCUGCGAUGAGAGAAUAAGAGUAAUUGUUGCUUGUGCAUAUCAAUAUAAGAUGAAAUGUUA
Molecule: messenger RNA, 727 nt
Organism: Vollenhovia emeryi
Lineage: Eukaryota; Metazoa; Arthropoda; Insecta; Hymenoptera; Formicidae
Product: dehydrogenase/reductase SDR family member 11-like
Exons: 2
Coding region: 330-590 (86 amino acids)
Molecular function (GO): oxidoreductase activity
Source: RefSeq, a predicted model, not a curated record